UUCCCCCCGUUACCAAGGCAGCGCACGUUACCAAGGCACUUCUCCAUGGGAGGUGUCCUGUCAGGGUCAGUGGUUUGUACCUGAACAUCUCGCCCGUACCGCCAGACACACAAUGCCUCAACAGUAAGCGGCACCGUCCGUUGUGAUUAAGGUCAGCUGUCAGACCCCAGUAACCGUCGUGCUUUGUAAUGGAGUCCACCUCCAUGGACACGGAUGUCCCGAUGGCAGCCAGGAAUGUGCUCCACGAGAGGCAAUCCCAAACGGCUGAGAGAUGUGGCGACCUGAGGGAAGGCUUUACGCUGCAAGGCAAGCUAGUGUCUCCGCUCUUUGGCCUGGGAGCUGCCCUCAGCGAGUGGUCGCAGAACUUGCAGAUGAAGAUGGAGUCCACGUGGCCGCUGGUCAAGGACGGGAUGUCCAUCCGUUACGUCAAGUUAAUCGCUGGGGGCGUCCUGGCCAGCGUGGCCGCCAUUUACCUGUGGAAGCUUUACCGCCGACUGAGUGUAGAUAGCGGCGACGAGUUCUGUACACACAAAGAUGACAUAGCAAGUGCCACGUGUACCUCUUCCAAGCUGUCGACUUCGGUUCUGAUCGAGAAGCGCCAGGUCCCCAGGUCCGCAACCACCCGCGUCGCAGACAUGUCCGCCACCGGCGUUCCUGUCAGAUCAGCUCCAGGCGACAGCAACGUGUGUAAGAGUGUGGCUGCCGGGACGCCAUCGCAGCUCGGGGGCGAAGGUUGCGAAGACAGUCCAGAAGGCGAAGCUGGGGGAGUAGAUCGUUCCGCUUGUAGCGGACUUCAACAAGACCCCGGAGCAGGCGAUACCGGUACAGGUCAUAGCCCUCGAGACGAUGCAAUGAACAGAUUGUCGUCGAUGGACGCCGACGAUCAGCAGGCGCUGUCAAAGUCUGUAGCCAUGGCGACGGUAUCUCCAAGCUCUCUCCCAACAUUGCUGUGCAGUGUCCAGGAACGCCACGUCAUGUGUGUGUCAACGCCGGCACCACAGGAACCUUUUCGUCCCUGUCAAGUCUCCACAACAGCACUGCCACCUGUCGCGGCCGAAAGCCUGAGUCCUGUUCAAAGUUGCAACAAAGAGGAGAACACUCCGAUGUCGGUGUCGACUACUCUGUGGUCCACAAUCAGCACGCAGCCAGACCUCAUCAACAGUUCCGCCUCUGGAAUGAAUCGCGGGUCUCUCACAGCUACAUCCCCAGCAACGGCCAGAGCUGAGACCAGACUGGAUAUUCAGAAAAUUUCUUCCCACAAUCAAGGUCCUCCCAGUCCGCCAACCAAGGGGCCAGUCCCCGUUAACGUCGCCAUCAUCGAUCCAGACUGCAAUGCAGUCAAGCGUGAAGGCUCAGCUGGCUGCCUCGAGGUCGGACUUGACGUCACUCAGGACCUUGGCAGGCCACAAGGACCUCAGCCACUUGCUCAGGUGGCGUACACUGCGGCUGGACAGGCCGUCGGAUUCCACAGCCUCCGCGCCUACGCGAGCGUGCAGUGCGCCACGCAUCCUUCUCCCUCGCCAGCCAGAAGCGUCGGAAACUCCCACCUAGACAGUCCGCAGAAUCCAGUGCAACAACAGCAGCAGCAGCAGGUCCUCUCAGACACGCCGCACGUCAGCAGGUGCCAGGCAGAAAGUGCAACAAACUCGAGAAGUCUCGCCCAGUGCGAGGCAUCAGCGGCCUGCUGCUCACUGUGCUCCCAGACUCUGCACGUGCAUUCGCCUUCGGUGCACGUGUACAACCUUCCAGCUCACGCCCGCUCACAUGGCUCUGGGCGGCCGGUGGCGGCUGCUGCUGCCUUACAGUGCCCGACAUUCAGCACACACCUGUCUCAUCACUACCAGCAUCUCCACGCUGCCACACCGCAGCCCCUCCUGCUGCCCCACGGCCACCAUUCCUCACCGCAGCGCUUCUCAGUCGCGAGGCCUCGCGAGGAGCAUUGUGGCCCCGCUGCUGCUGCUGCAUGUGGUCCGCGUCCAGCCCCCCUGCAGCAGUACCUCCACCCCGAUCUCUUUCCCGCAGUUGCGGCGGACGUGCUUGCGUGCGGCUCAUGCCACGCGUGUCGUGGGUCUGCUCACGAGUCGCCAUCUGACGGCCUGCGCACACGACUGACGGACCGCGGGCUUCCUGCUGACGCCGUGCAACAAGCCGUCAUCUUGUGGCGUCCUCCUCGCACGGGGGGAGCAUCCUCUGCCGGCUCCGUUGCUGCUGACCACGGUUACCCUCCAGUCAUGUAUCCCCAGCCUCUGCUGACAGGCGAACAUCUUUUGGACGCUCUCCGUGGCUCUGCCCUUCCUCCUUCCUCUCCCUCCUUCUUCCUCCACCACCAGCAUCCAGCGACAGCUCAGUUCCCUCCUUCUGCAGCCACGGAUCUCUACCUCGAUGGUUACAUAAGCUAUCCCUCAGCGCUGGGCGAAACCUUCUCUUCUCACGCUCCUUACGUGGUGUUUCGAGAUGGUUCUCCGCAGUUUUUCCGAUACUAAGUCCUUCCACAGCAGGUGUAGUGCCGAGCCUGGGGUACAUCAUGGCGGCUUGGGAACCUCCUCAUGGAAACGACUGAUGGAGCAAACAUGUUCUGUGUGCACAAAUAAGCGCGGCCAUGUGCCUCCAAGAUUUGUUGGGAAAGGAUUUACAUUAACUUAUUUCCUCCUGUAUUCCUGGGGAUUAAAGUCAACUGUAGGGGCUAUGGCAAUGUUUUCUUUGCUUUACUUGGCCCAAGUACAUGAAGAGGAAAACCUGAACCAGUUAUUUAUUGACACUGGCAUUUUUAGAUUUAUAUGCAUAUAUUAUUAUUUUAAAGAGGACCUGUGCAAAACUGACUAAACAAAGGCAAGAAAGGUAGAAUGUUAUGUGAAGUAACAAUAUACCUACAGACAAAUUUAAAUAUCAAAACUGAUUUUAUAUUUUAAUAUUUAAAAGAGAUUGACAAUGUGAACUGCAUGUAUACAAGUAAACAAUAAAGGCAAGACAGGCACAGUCAA
Pomacea canaliculata is the source of this 2981-nucleotide messenger RNA. RefSeq lists its product as uncharacterized. The coding region runs from base 189 to 2483 and encodes 764 amino acids. The transcript has 3 exons. Lineage: Eukaryota; Metazoa; Mollusca; Gastropoda; Architaenioglossa; Ampullariidae. The record is from RefSeq and is a predicted model, not a curated record.